AUGGCGCUGAAUCUCUUGAAACUUAUUAAAUCAGAAUCUCAUAUAUUAUUACGAAGACAUUAUAGCAGUUCAGCUCCAUCAACCAAGUUAUACAUAGAUGGACAAUAUGUUGAAUCAAAAACUAGCGACUGGAUUGAACUCACCAAUCCCGCUACUAAUGAAGUUAUUGGCAGGGUACCCGAGGCGACUCAAGAGGAAUUGAAUUUGGCUCUCGAAUCUGCUAAAAAGGCAUACAAAUCAUGGAGUCAAAGCACAGUAUUAACUCGUCAACAACUCAUGUUGAAGUUUGCUCGCCUUCUGAGAGAAAAUCAAAGCAAAUUGGCGGCUAAAAUAACAGAGGAGCAAGGAAAAACUAUUGCUGAUGCUGAAGGAGAUGUACUUAGAGGAAUUCAAUCUGUGGAGCACUGUUGCAGUAUAACAAGUUUGCAGCUCGGCGAUUGUAUACAGAACAUAGCUAAAGAUAUGGACACACAUAGCUAUAAAGUACCACUCGGAGUCACCGCUGGAGUAGCAGCAUUCAACUUCCCAGUAAUGAUACCGUUAUGGAUGUUCCCACCCGCGUUAGUGACUGGCAACACUUGUAUCAUCAAACCAUCGGAACAAGACCCCGGAGCCACACUCAUGAUGAUGGAACUGCUUCAAGAGGCAGGAGCUCCAGCUGGAGUGGUUAAUGUUGUUCACGGAACUCAUGACCCUGUGAACUUCAUAUGUGAUCACCCUGACAUCAAAGCUGUGUCAUUCGUAGGGGGUGAUGCAGCGGGGAAACAUAUCUAUAGCAGGGCGUCGGCUGCCGGCAAGCGUGUUCAGAGCAAUAUGGGUGCCAAAAACCACGGUGUCAUAAUGCCCGAUGCUAACAAAGAGCACACAUUGAAUCAAUUGGCUGGAGCGGCCUUUGGAGCCGCUGGUCAAAGAUGUAUGGCACUCAGCACUGCCGUGUUUGUUGGUGAGGCCAAAGAAUGGAUACCUGACUUGGUGAAACGCGCUGAGGCUCUUAAAGUUAAUGCUGGUCAUGUACCCGGCACUGAUGUUGGUCCAGUCAUCUCUGUUAGAGCUAAAGAGAGGAUUCAUAGGCUUGUUGAAUCUGGAGUAAAAGAGGGCGCUAAAAUUGUGCUUGACGGUAGAGGGGUUAAGGUUCAAGGCUUUGAGAAAGGAAACUUCGUCGGACCAACUAUUCUCACUCAUGUACAACCAAACAUGGAAUGCUACAGAGAAGAAAUCUUCGGUCCCGUAUUAAUUUGUCUCUUUGUUGAUACUUUGGACGAAGCUAUUGAAAUGAUCAAUUCAAAUCCCUAUGGCAACGGAACAGCUAUCUUCACAACCAACGGGGCGACCGCAAGGAAAUUUUCUUCACAAAUCGAUGUUGGCCAAGUCGGAAUAAACGUUCCCAUACCAGUACCAUUAUCUAUGUUCUCAUUCAGUGGAAGCAGAGGCAGCUUUUUGGGUACAAAUCAUUUCUGUGGCAAACAGGGUAUCGAUUUUUACACGGAAUUAAAAACCGUUGUAUCAUUCUGGAGACAGAGUGACGUAUCUCACGCUAAGGCCGCCGUUUCUAUGCCAACUCAGCAAUAA
Danaus chrysippus (African queen) is the source of this 1569-nucleotide messenger RNA. The record is from the annotation of a GenBank genome assembly. NCBI's taxonomy places the organism in Eukaryota, Metazoa, Arthropoda, Insecta, Lepidoptera, Nymphalidae.